Molecule: messenger RNA, 3430 nt
Organism: Hippocampus zosterae (dwarf seahorse)
Lineage: Eukaryota; Metazoa; Chordata; Actinopteri; Syngnathiformes; Syngnathidae
Gene: fam219b
Product: family with sequence similarity 219 member B
Exons: 6
Coding region: 140-688 (182 amino acids)
Source: RefSeq, a predicted model, not a curated record
UGUUAACCGGAAACGCAUUGAAUCCUUACCAGCAGCUAGCUAGGCUAAUACUCUCUCCACUGCCUGUCGGCGUUGACAACAAAUUCCGGCUUGUCAUGGGCAUGCUGAAGUGCUGUAUGUUGUGACAACCGACGCCACGAUGAUGAACGACAUCUCCGAGGAGCCGGAGAAGGACAACUUGCUCGAGGAGGCUCCUAGUUUGACGGUGCCCGGUAGUGGCGCAAGGCCUAAAAGCAGCGAUGGAGGCAUCAGGUCAACAGAGAAGAGAGGACCUUACAUCAUGUCCAGGGUGCCAGCCAUCCACCUCAAGCUACAAAAACACAGGGAGCUCGCCAGGAAAGCUCUUAAGAAAAAGGCUCUCUCACCGGGACCGCCUGUCAUGCAUCAGCCCAGACAAGGAGCCAAAAGAAAAGUCAAGUAUAACAAGGGCUACGCUGCCUUGAGUCAACGUGCCGAAGAAACUUUGAUUGCAUUGGAUUCUGACAGCGAUGAAGAGAUUGAUUUUGAGCAGUGCUCCUCGGGCUACUCCUCGGCCGAGAUCCAUCCGGACUUGAGUCGGCAGCUUCUGCAAGACGGCUACCGGCUGGACGAGAUUCCCGACGACGAGGACCUGGACCUGAUCCCACCCAAAGCCAUGGGUUCCUCUGUGUGUUGCUGCAUAGAAGCUCCGUCCUGCUGCACGCAGUGAAAGGCUGCUACUUUACUGCAGAGCGCCAAAGCAGGUUUGUAGCGGCUGUUGGGAGACCGGCGCACGCUGCCUUCUUGCCUCCUUGAACCGGGGUUUCCUACUCUGGAGCCGAGAGCGGGCCUCCUCCUCAACCGCAUCGCCGCGGAGAUGGACAGCAAAAAAACAAAACAAAAAGCCUUAUCCACUGUGACUCCAAAGCUUGACCCUAUUUUUGUAUUUUUUUUUCUCGUACGUUUCACUGUGCUAGCACUACAAAUGGAGUGACUGGCGCGGACGUGUGGCAUCUGCAUGUUUCAUUUGCAAUUCUUACAUUCCCUGAUUGCUGUUACAUGAACGUCACCUACUCCCACAUUAAUAACCUGAAAGGAUUUGAAUAGGAUAUUAAGUUAAGUACGCUUGAGUGAUGCACUUAUUUUUCUAGUUUUUUUUUUUUUUAUGAAUUCUUUUGCUAGCGUCGGGGUGCAAUCGACAUUGAAAUGUGUUCUCUUAUCAAAUGAUUGACCCUUAAGGGUUGAAAACGGCUUGCUCGCUUAUAUAACGAUCCAAUGCUAAUGGCUCGGUAAUCAUGGAUUUUUAUUUUUAUUUAUUAUAAUUAGUGGGCUUCAUUAUUAUGAUACUACCGAGGAAUAUUAGGGCCACAUUUCAAAGGGGAAAAAAUAUAUGUAGAAUAUGGCAAUACAUUAAUUUUAGGAGGAAAAAAAGCAGUUGAAUAUAAUAUACAAAUUAUAAUGCCACAAAAAAAAAUUGGACUCGCAUUCCAACUUUUUUUUAAUGACAUUAUGACUUUAUUCAUGCAAAUUUAUAACUUAAUGGUCAUACCAUUGGGCGGCCCGGUAGUGCAGUGGUUAGCACGUUGGCUUCACAGUGCAGAGGUACCGGGUUCGAUUCCAGCUCCGGCCUCCCUGUGUGGAGUUUGCAUGUUCUCCCCGGGCCUGCGUGGGUUUUCUCCGGGUGCUCCGGUUUCUUCCCACAUUCCAAAAAUAUGCAUGGCAGGCUGAUUGAACACUCUAAAUUGUCCCUAGGUGUGAGUGUGAGCGUGGAUGGUUGUUCAUCUAUGUGUGCCCUGCGAUUGGCUGGCAACCGAUUCAGGGUGUCUCCCGCCUACUGCCCGGAGACGGCUGGAAUGGGCUCCAGCACCCCCCGCGACCCUAGUGAGGAUCAAGCGGUACAGAAGAUGAAUGAAUGAAUGAAUGAAUGGUCAUACCAUUAUGACUUUACGCUCCUAAUAUUACAACCUACUUCCUUUCUUCCUCAUCACAUUAGCGCUUCAUUCAUGUAGCAUUACAACUUUGUUCUUAUCACAGUCCGGACUUUAUUUUCGUAACAUUACGAAUUUGUCAUAAGCGAAUGUCUUCAAUUUUGUAACAUAAUUUUAUCCUCAUGAUGGAAUUGACUCUUUGAACGUUACAUCAGUUUCAAUGUUAGGACGUUCUCGCAAUGUCACAACGUUAUUCCCGUAACCGUACAACGUUGCGCUUGAAAUGUUAGGAAUUUGUUGUAACAAGAUUACGAGGUGACUCUUGUAACAUUGCAAUUUUAUUUUGCCUAACUUUACAAAUUUUUAAUCAAGUUACAAAUAUAUUUUGAGAAAGAAGGAUUUUUUUUUCAUAGCAUUAGAAUUCUUGUAACAUGUCCCACUUUAUUCGCAUACCAAUUCAUAUUCUUCUAUUACAACUUUUUUGGUGUACCGGUAACAUUAAGAUUGAAUUGUUUCGACACCACGACUAUUCUAAAACUGAAUUCUUUACAACUUCAAUCAUGUACGUAAACGCUUGCUCCAACUUUUUUCAGUAGCAUUGUGACUUUAUUUCAUAAAAAUGUCAAACAUAAUUAUUGUCACCGUACAAAUUUAUAUCAUAUUCUUGUAACUUUUCAACUUUUUAUACUCUCAAAUAUUUUUUUUUCUCAUCAUAUUACGCCGUCUUCUAACAUUGUAACCUCAUUCCCACGAGGUUGCAUUCUUCGCGCAAAACUUGUGUAUUUUUUUUGGAUAACAUUGCAACUUUUUCCCCCCUCGUAGUGUUCUGAUUUUCUUUUUUUUUUUCAUGUCUGCGUAGCCCGAGGACACCUUUGUCGUCACCUCAAUCAAAGCGUUCACAUAAAUGUGCACUAUCUCCAAAAUACUUAAGCCAAUGAGUGAGGUAGCAAAUGCAGUGGGAUGGUCUCCGGCAUGUGAAAAUUAAAAAAAAUGUUCAUCGAAGUCUAAAACAACACGCUAUAGAUUGCUUGCAUUCAGCUUGGAAAAGAAGAGACAUGUAGGGCUUUACACCAAAGGGGUUUCUGGUGAGUUGAGAAGCAAUGUUGCGUCAAGAGUUUUGCGUUGGCGCUAUAACUAAGUAGAUGUAUUUAUUAUUUAUUUAUAACUUUCAGAGAUGGGAACAGCAGCAUUCAGAAAAGAAUUGCUGGAUGUCUUUUUUUCAAUACAUUGUGUGACAAAACUAUGGUUGCAACCGUUGGAAAUGUUUAUUGUGUGUGAGACCGAGGAAGGGCGAGCGCUUUGCCUUUUACUGUACAUUUGCGGAAUAGAAAGAGCAUUUUUCUCUUAUGAGUGGUUGCAACCCGCAUAAGUUUCCUCUUGUGGCGGUGUUGGUUCUUCUCAUCGGGGGAAAGCACUUACUCUAUAAGCGACGGCAAAUGGCAGCGUAAAACCCGAACAUUUAAAAUGACCUUUGACGCAAUCAACGAACAAAUGGUUCAUGUUAUUCUGAGGGUAUGUGGUCUAGAAAAUGGAUGGGUGGAUUU